Messenger RNA from Penicillium canariense, 1008 nucleotides. Its product is annotated as putative ubiquitin-conjugating enzyme. The transcript has 4 exons. The record is from RefSeq and is a predicted model, not a curated record. NCBI's taxonomy places the organism in Eukaryota, Fungi, Ascomycota, Eurotiomycetes, Eurotiales, Aspergillaceae. The coding region runs from base 1 to 1008 and encodes 335 amino acids.
AUGGCGACCACCAGGUUACCCUGCAUUCCUUCUGUUCGAAAGCAGCAGCUUCAUCUCGAAUUCGCAAGCUUGCGGCAUGCCGCACCCCCCGGGGUCUAUGUGAGCCUUGCGCUUGGGGAUCCGAGUCUAUGGAAUGGAGUCAUCUUUGUCCGCUCCGGUCCUUACGCCUCCGCCGUCCUGCGCUUCCAAGUCCGCUUCCCAGACAUCUACCCCGAUCUCCCACCUCUAGUCACCUUUGGAACCGACGUCUUCCACCCAUUGAUUGUUCCGCUUACCACAUACACCUUCAGCACGAGCUCGGCAAGCGACAAUCCGGUCAGCGCGACCGACGAGGAGCGACUUCCGCCCGGCGGAUUCAGCCUCCGCCAUGGCUUUCCACAUUGGUUUGGCAGGGCCAAGCGGAGUGGCCUGACAUCCGGCAAAUCAUCUCGAAACGUGAGCGGAAACAGUGCUGGCGCCGCCCCUGGCGGAGGAAUAGCAUCGGCUGGUGCCGGGGCGGAAGGCAAUGUGGCUUCAGAUGGGUUGGCCUCUGUUGCAACCCAGUGUGGGCAGGGUCCAGAGGGCGGCGAGGAGAAGCUGCGUAUCUCCCAAUUACCUUUGGCGGAGCAAUUUGCAGAGCCGAGGAAGGUUGUGCCAGUCGCCGAGUUGUUGGAUUAUAUUCGCUCGACAUUCGACGACGAAGAGGUUCUAGAUUCCCUACCAGUCGAAGCCGCAGGGAAUCCUGGAGCGUGGCACGCAUGGAAAGCACACCGUCGGGGAGGUAAUGGCAUUAGCGAUUUGAAACGGGGAAGCCCGCAGGCGCGGCUCCCUGGGGAUUGGCACUGGGAUGGCAUCUGGGCUCGGCGGGUUCAGGACGAGAUCGAAGCGAGUCGCUCCGAUCCAAUGUUGUUUGGAAGCGCUGCGCGUGGAGGUGUUGAUGAAAUGAUUAAGUUUUCGCGACUGGACGACGCGACCAUGAGCUCGGUGAAGGAGAUGAUGGCAAGAGUGGCGAAAGUACAUAAAGAGUGA